CUUAGUCUGCCGUCCAUACCAAUAUAUGCACUGGAGAUACACAUCAAUGCCAUAAGCCAGCAAUUAUGCGCUGCGACCGUAAACAGCUGGUGCCGGUGAUCGUUCAACACAAUAAUCCCUCGGUCACAGUUCGGGCGACUGUUGUCUGAUGAAAAGUUCAACGGCUUGUUUGAAGUCUCUCCACCAACAAUCUCGAACGUCGCAUUUUCGAGAUCGCAGAACUCUGAGCACGACAGAGGUGAAGCGAUAUCCUCAAUCCAAGCGGUCAGAUCUCGCGGAUGCGAGAUUUAUCAUUCGGACAGGGCGACGGAUCCAGAACACAAUAUUGAGGACACUGGGAGUCUUGAUCCACGAUACGAAGGUCACGACCUACGUGGGGAAUCGUCUCUAAACUCCCCUCCCUGAAAAUGCGAGACUGAAGCCAACGGGGCUAUGGAGCAAUGUAAUCCGAAAAUGUGUAGGCCAGUGCACUUGCAAAAACCGCAGUUCACGCCUGAAGCGGCCCAGUCCUCUACAACCGCCUUUGCUGCAAAUUCUGUAGCGAUGAGAGUUCCGGAAGCGGCUGUACAGGUGGGAACCCACAAAAUAGUAACGACGUGUGAGUUCGAGCACCUCUAUGUUGUUGAAUUCACGAAGGAUGUCGGGAAACAAAAACGGCCCGUCGACUUUGAUCCCACCGACCUGGCCAUCAUGGAGGCAGCGAACGGACGUUGCGAGCGGAGAGAGCGGCGAAACGCCGUCGUCUCCUGCGCUAUCCGAGCAUCAAGUCUGAGAGCGUCUGGGAGCUGCUUCUUGAACAGGACUAUGCAAUUGCUCCAUGACAUGAAAAAGAACGAGCCGACGCUCAGGAAGGAGCUUACGAAGGAGCCGGUGACGAGGAUUGCAUCGGCAAGGAGAACACUGAUUUGGUUGCAGGGCUCGGAGGAAGAAAAUAUUUCUCAUAUCGCAUUUUGCGGCGAGGGGCCUGGGAUACGGGUGCGCGCCAACCAGAUAGAGCAAACGAAAAACAAUGUCCGCAUGGGCAAUGGUUUGUUGGGUGUGACCAUCCAGAGUCCGAACUCCCGCAGCGCUAGUGCGAGGCGGGAGGAGGCGGGGCACUACCGCAUAUGGAAAACAAGGGUGGCUGUGCAGUCCGGUUACCAAGCCACCGCGCGCCGUUGCAUUUCGAAUUUAAUCUGGUGAGGCGGGAUAAUUCGAAAUUGGCGGAAUAUCA
Molecule: messenger RNA, 1213 nt
Organism: Laetiporus sulphureus 93-53
Lineage: Eukaryota; Fungi; Basidiomycota; Agaricomycetes; Polyporales; Laetiporaceae
Exons: 4
Coding region: 433-1182 (249 amino acids)
Source: RefSeq, a predicted model, not a curated record